Messenger RNA from Micropterus salmoides (largemouth bass), 2883 nucleotides. RefSeq names its product WASP family member 2 (gene wasf2). The record is from RefSeq and is a predicted model, not a curated record. The transcript is spliced from 9 exons. NCBI's taxonomy places the organism in Eukaryota, Metazoa, Chordata, Actinopteri, Centrarchiformes, Centrarchidae. Gene Ontology annotation, cellular component: cytoskeleton. Gene Ontology annotation, molecular function: actin binding; protein kinase A regulatory subunit binding; Arp2/3 complex binding. Bases 182 to 1654 code for a protein of 490 amino acids. Gene Ontology annotation, biological process: actin cytoskeleton organization; positive regulation of Arp2/3 complex-mediated actin nucleation.
GCUCGACCAAUCAGAAGUUCACAAUCCCGGGACGUUUAUGAUGCGUUUAGCUCGUCAGUGUACAGUGCAGUUCAACAUUUCUUGUGGAAAUCUUGAGACAGGACAACAACCAGACUGCAUAGAGAGAGCCUAAAAUUGACAAUUUUGACGGGUUGGGCCCCCCUACCCACAACACCCCACCAUGCCUCUGGUUACGAGGAAUAUAGAGCCACGGCACGUGUGUCGCCAGACCAUCCCUUCCAACAUCCGCAGUGAGCUGGAAUGUGUCACCAAUAUCAGCCUGGCUAACAUCAUCCGCCAGCUCGGCAGCCUCAGCAAAUAUGCAGAGGAUGUGUUCGGAGAGCUGUUUGUCCAGGCUGGAGAAUUUGCGAUCAGAGUUAAUGCACUGGGUGAAAAAGUGGAUCGUCUGCAGGUUAAAGUCACCCAACUGGACCCCAAAGAAGAGGAGGUCUCUUUGCAGGCCAUCACUACCCGUAAGGCCUUCCGUAGCGAUCAGAUCCAGGACCAGCAGCUGUUCACCAGGCCGUCUUUGCCAGUGCCUAUACAGGAGACCUACACGACCUGCAAUCCUCCCCCACCGCUCAAUUACCUCAGCCAAUACCGAGAUGAUGGGAAGGAGGCCCUGAAGUUUUACACUGAUCCCUCUUACUUCUUUGACCUGUGGAAGGAGAAGAUGCUCCAGGACACCAAGGACAUCAUGAAGGAAAAACGCAAGCACAGAAAGGAGAAGAAAGACCUGAACCAACGGACGCUCAAUCCGCGAAAGAUCAAGACCAGGAAGGAUGAAUGGGAACGCCGUAAGAUGGGGGAGGAGUUUGUGGAGCCAAAGAAUGAAAUGAUGAAUUCUUCUGAAGGUCUGAAUGGCAGUAUUGGAUCUGGAGAUGGCUUCAAUUCUGAAGGCUUAGAGCAGAGUACCGACUCCUACGCUUAUGACCCCAGCUCCCCUCUCUCCCCGACUGGCCCUGAUGACUUCCUGCCUCCUCCACCCCCAGACAUGGCGUAUAAUGACGGACAGCAUGGAGCACCAUCCCAGAAGCGUGUCAGCAUGCUGAGUCCAAGCCACCCACCUCCUGCUCCCCCCGUGACCUCUCCCACCUCUCCCAACUCUCGACCCAACCUCGCCCCUCCACCUGCACCUCCUCCCCCUCCUCCACCCUCUGGUUUUGGGGUUCCCCCACCUCCCCCUGGCUUUGAUAGCCCACCUCCCCCUCCUCCACUCUCCUCACCCAACGCCUAUCCCUCCCCACCUGCUGCCCCUCCUCCACCUACUAUGAGUGCUCUUUCUCCUCCUCCUCCUCCACCUAUACCUGCAGGUGGCGGCCCACCACCACCUCCUCCCCCUCCACCACCUCCCCCUGGCCCUCCUCCCUCAUCUUUCAACCAGUCUGCUCACCCUCCUCCCUCUGGUGGUGGUGGGGCUCCCAGCUCUGCUCCCAAACCUCCGCCAGAGCCUGUUGAUGAUGCUCGCAGUGAUCUGUUGCAGGCCAUCCGACAAGGUUUCAACCUGCGUAAGGUGGAGGCGCAGCGUGAGCAGGAGAAGAGGGAUCACAUUGGCAACGACGUGGCUGCCAUCCUGUCCCGUCGCAUUGCUGUGGAGUGCAGUGACAGUGAGGAUGACUCUUCAGAGUUUGAUGAUGACCAGUGGUCCGAGUGAUUGUCAUCUCUUUUCACCUUCACUACCACCUCUGUGUCUUUCUUCGUGCUGUAAACAUCAGUGUAUUAAGUACCAGUGAAGUAGGGGUCCAUGUUCUGUGUCUGUACAAGUGACCUAUUACAAAUCACAUUCUUUGACCAAUUUCUUUCUAUUUAUCCAAAAUUAUUAUGAUCAGAGGUUCAAAAGUCCAAAGAUUGAGAAAGAGUGUGAGUGUGCCUGGUUUCCUGAUUUGCCACUGUUGUCAUUGGAUGACACAGCGCUGUUAUUGAUGUGAGUGUUAUGUGAUGUGAUGCACGUCUCUCUACCAAGUCUGCGUAAACACAUCACAUUACAAUAAGAUGCCCUUUGCUGCUGGCCAAAUCUCUGAUUUUAUCUGCUUUAGUAUAUUAUGGCAAAGGAUAACCGAGAUGGAGUACACACCUCUUCCCUACACAGUAUUUGAAUGUACUCAGCAGAAAGACACAAGGUGUUGAUGUCAAAACAUUCUUGCUCAUUUAUAGGUUAUGAUAUAGAUGUAAAAUUUAUAUUCCAUAUUGAAUCAUAUCUACUAAAGAUAAUUAAUGCAAUCCAUUUAAAGCACAGUUUUUUUUUUUAUCACUUUUACUCACCUCACUUUUGUAGUGUUUUUUUGUGUGGUUGUCAUGGGAACAACGGACUUGUGGAUGAGGCAUGGUUGUCACUUGUAAACGAAUUCAUGAAUGAAUUAUUCCAUGUAAUAGGGGAAGUAUCGGCUCAUGGCAGACACCUGGGGUGCUUGAUUAAAUCUCCAUACCGAACAUAUGCAGACAUUUAACACAAAUACCAUGAUUCAUUUUGUACUGUGUUUCAGCUCUGUUACAUAUUUCUUCCUGCAGUUUUUAUUGUGACCCGGGAAUGAACUAGGCUCUGAUCACUGUGAUCUGUGUGGAGUCAGCCAGCCAUAUGCCUUUUCUUGCUGCCUGAUAAGUGCCUUUUUUAUACUGCAUUUCAGUGUCAGUCCAUGUUUAUUUUGGUUAUCCACGCUGGUUAACGAUCAGCUUCUUCCAAAAAGAUUAACACCUGCCAUUGAUGAUACAAACGUAGAACUGACUGAUGUGUAGUGUGGGCCACAUUUCAAGUGCCUUUUUUUUAAUUUUAAAUCAGCCUGUGUUAAAGCACAAUCACACAGCGUGCUUAGCCAAAGUUCUGCUUUUCCUGCCUUAAAUUCCAAAUGAUUAUAGUUAUUUCAAUAAAGAUAAGAGUUAAUAAUA